GGGGCAAUAAGGAAGGAGAGGGGGUGUUUCCCUGCAGGCGGGAGAGAUGUGUGUGUGUGAACUAAUCUCCCUCACAUACACACACACACCCUCGGUUUCUCCCAGUCAGUCAGUUGCACUCACACGCUCGCUGAGGUCGGCAGCACAAAGCAGCGCUGCUCUCCUGUCACCAGCUCACACUCACACACACCUCGCCUCACCGAGAGGAGCUCAGACAACACACACACCUUCACUGGAGGAACGGAAGACAACACACACACACACACCUUCACUGGAGGAGGAACUGAAGCAGGAAGAAAAAGAAGAAAAGAAAAAAAAACCUCUGGAGUCGAUCCAGAGACGUUUAAACCCGGAUCAGGCGCUGCAACACAACACCGCCUGUAACCCCAUCAUCCUCCUCCAUCCUCACAUCCACCCGACGCUCCGUUCCUCUCUCCCUUCAUCCAUCAGUCUCUGGGGUCAACCGCUCAGGUUGUGAAAUUGAGGCGCGUCCCCCUGAGGCCCCCUGCUGACUGACAGCAAGCACUGCGUGGGAGCUCAAUGAGUGUGUGCUGCUAACCGGCGCUCCACCUGAGUGUGUGUGUGUGUGUGUGUGUGUGUGUGUGUGUGUGUGUGUGUGUGUGUGUGUGUGUGUGUGUGUGGCACCAUGCUGUGGACGGUGCUGCUGGCGCUGCUGGUGCUUCUCCUGCUGCAGACUCAGCUCUCUGUUUGCUUACGGGAUCUGCGCAGCGGGGCGUCCGUUUCGCCUCUUCACUCUCCUCCUCCAUCCUCUUCCUCCACCUCCUCAGCAUCAUCAUCAUCCUCCUCCUCUUACAACGCCACCCAGCAGCGGCUGCCCGGAGCUGUUAUCAUUGGCGUGCGGAAAGGCGGCACCAGAGCCCUGCUGGAGAUGCUCAACCUGCACCCAGACGUGGAGGUGGCGAAGGCCGAGGUCCACUACUUCAACGUGGAGGAACACUUCCGCCGGGGUCUGGCCUGGUACCGAGCCCAGAUGCCCUUCACCCUGCCGGGCCAGCUGACGGUGGAGAAGACCCCCGGCUACUUCGCAGCCCCCCAGGUUCCAGUUCGGGUGUGGGACAUGAACCCGGCCGUCCGGCUGCUGCUCAUCGUCAGGGACCCGGCGGAGAGGCUGGUCUCCGACUACACCCAGGUCCUCCACAACCGCCUGACGCAGCACAAGCCCUACCAGCCGCUGGACGAGCUGCUGCUCCACGAGGGCCACAUCAACCACGGCUACAAGGCGCUGCAGAGGAGCCUGUACCAUCUGCACCUGGCCCGCUGGCUGGAGGUCUUCCCCCGGGAGCAGAUCCACGUGGUGGACGGCGAUGCGCUCAUUCGGGACCCGUUCCCGGAGCUGAGGAAGGCGGAACGGUUCCUGGACCUUCCACCCAGGAUAAACCCCAGCAACUUUUACUUCAACACCACCAAAGGCUUCUACUGCCUCCUGUCCGCCGGACACGACAAGUGCCUGGACGAGUCUAAAGGCCGACCGCACGCUCCGCUGAGCGCGCAGGCCUUGAAGAAGCUCUGCCGGUACUUCAGGAAGCCCAACAAACGUUUCUUUGAGAUGGUGGGAAGGUCGUUCUCCUGGUGCUGAUGAAACUGUCAGGGACAGAAAACUGUUUCUGAUGGCAGAUGAUGUUUUUCUAAAUACCUUCUCAGGUAUAAAUGUGCUGCAUUCAUGUGGAAGUGACUGAAAAUCUGGUGGAUAAAACCCGAACCAAGCCGGUGCCUCUUCAGAAACAACAAAGCUACAACAACUGUGCCAUUAAAAAGCUGGGAUCAACCUGUUGGCUCGGUUCUGGAGCUGAGCAGACGGCUGCCAUGUCUGAUUGUUGCACUAAUGACCAAAUUGCAUUAAAAGUCAAUCAGUGUAAAUAUUCUCGGUUCAGAAGAUCUCGCUCUCAUUUCUGGACGGCUGUACAGAAAUGUUUGCUUUGUGAAACGUUUCGUUUCUCAUCAGCUGCUUUUGUUUUCGUUCUGUUAGAAAAUCUUAGUAAAGACAGGAAGUGUCUUGUAAACGUUUUCUUACCUUUUCAACUUUCUCACAUUUCGUCAUGUUACGACCAAAAACUUGAAUCCAUUUUAUGUGCUACAGAAGUCAAAACAUCAUUUUGAAGUGGAAUAAAAUUAUUUCUAAAGAAUAUUACUGCAAAUUUUACAAAGCGCAGCAUGAAUUCCUAUUAACUGUCUUUUAUUUCAAUACACAUAAAUAAAAUAAAUGCAAACUUUCCCAUUCAGAAGUCGCCUCAAAUCCAUGUGUGAGUAAUUUAGCAUCAGAAUAAAUCUAAUAAGAAAAAACUAAAAAUAAAGAAAAUCGAUCACGAUGGAACAAGAAGGUGAAAAACCAAAACAACUCAGGAUCCUGACAUUAGUUCUCCUGGUCCUCCUGGACCGAUUCACUGAACGAGGAACUUAACCAGAAACCAUGAAGCACAUUGUAACUGGAGGAGCUGCAGAAAUGCACAGCUCAGGUGGGAGAACCUGACAAUAUGGCAGCUGUUAGGCCUGAACUCUAAAAAUCACAACAAAGAAAACUCAAUGUUUGGUACAAAACCUACAGGAAACAUACAGAAAAAUGUUCUUUAAUCAGAUGAGACCAAAACUAAACCUGCAGGUUUCCAUGCAAAACAGCAGAAAACUAAAAGUUCCCAUCCGACACCAACAGCAGCUGCUGCACAGUUUGAAAUGAAUCCCUUAAUGGAAACAACAUUAUAAAAAACUCAGGAUUUUCAAUGAAACCUUUUUGUGCUAGAAUGAGGCGGUUUUGCAAAUCUGCAAUGGAAACACUUUUCUCACAUCACACAAGCCACGCGGCCAAAAAGACAAAGACGACGACAGGAAGCAGCAGGACGAUGAUAUCGACGCACCUUGUUUCUUAUUAGAAAAAAUCUCAGCAUCUCAUCGUUCAGAAAGCGUUGUGUCAUGCAAAGUGCUGAAUAUCGCAUCUAUACAGAGCCACGUACUUCAAAUUAAUUUCAAUAAAAAUGUGAAAACUAUGAAUUCUUUUCCUCCACUGCAGAAGCGUGCUCCUUGGUGUUGGUCUUUCUCUGACAUCCCAAUGAAACGCAUUGAAGUUUAUAGUCACAACAUGACAAAAUGUGAUGAAGGGUACCGAUACUUUAGCACUGCAUUGUGUGUAUAUAUUGUAUUUCUAGCCCUUUUUUAAUGACACAUUUUCAUUUACUUUACAAGUGAAGCCCAACAUGGUGUUAUUGUUAAUAUCUGUAGUUUUUUUCCUAACGUCCUAAUAAAUGCAUUCAGACUUUA
Molecule: messenger RNA, 3270 nt
Organism: Xiphophorus couchianus (Monterrey platyfish)
Lineage: Eukaryota; Metazoa; Chordata; Actinopteri; Cyprinodontiformes; Poeciliidae
Gene: hs3st1l2
Product: heparan sulfate (glucosamine) 3-O-sulfotransferase 1-like 2
Exons: 4
Coding region: 647-1597 (316 amino acids)
Molecular function (GO): [heparan sulfate]-glucosamine 3-sulfotransferase activity
Source: RefSeq, a predicted model, not a curated record